AUGAGCCCUCAGGGGGGUCAGUACCUCAACAAGGCUGCGGUCUUCUCCUCGCUUGGCGCCGCCCGCCUCUCCCAGCUGGCCCUGGGCUGCUCAGUGGUUGCCAUGGUGAGCCACAGUGCGGGCUACAGCGGUGGGUCGUACGGCGUGUUCUGCAUGGCGGUGUGGUGCGCGUGCUUCGGCAUGACGACGGUGGUGUUCUUCCUGGACGCCACCCGUCUCCACGCCUGUCUGCCCAUCUCCUGGGAUAACCUGACGGUGGCAUUCGCCGCCCUGGCGACCCUCAUGUAUGUGACAGCCUCGGUGGUUUACCCAGUCUACUUUGUCAGAGCAGAGUGCCCCUACGGAGGCUGUGAGGUCCGGAACUUCCGCAUCGCCGUCACUGUCUGCUCCAUCGCCGGCUCCCUGGCCUACGGCGCCGAGGUGAUCCUCUCGCGGGCCAAACCAGGCCGGGUCGUGGGCUACAUGGCAACCGUCUCCGGCCUCCUCAAGGUCGUCCAGGGCUUCGUGGCGUGCAUUAUCUUCGGAGCGCUGGCGAAUGGGACCGAGUAUUCUCGUCACGUAGCGACGAUUUACUGCGUGGUCGUCUACGCCGUCUGCUUCGCCAUGACGACCGUCGUGGUUAUAUUGACCGUGUCCGGUCGCACCGGGUGUCUGAAGUUACCGUUCGACCGGUUUGUUGUUGUUUACACGCUCUUGGCGGUUCUUCUCUACCUCAGCGCCUCCGUCGUCUGGCCCGUGUUCUGCUUCGACAGGAAGUACGGAUCGCCAGAGCGCCCGUCGUCAUGCCCGCGGGGCCGGUGUCCAUGGGAUAGUAAGGUGGUCGUUGCAGUGUUUAGCUUCGUCAACCUGGCGCUGUACGUCGCCGACCUGGUGUACUCACAACGGAUACGUUUCGUAACCCAGCAACCACGGGUGUAG
Molecule: messenger RNA, 918 nt
Organism: Oncorhynchus masou masou (cherry salmon)
Lineage: Eukaryota; Metazoa; Chordata; Actinopteri; Salmoniformes; Salmonidae
Product: myeloid-associated differentiation marker-like protein 2
Exons: 2
Coding region: 1-918 (305 amino acids)
Cellular component (GO): membrane
Source: RefSeq, a predicted model, not a curated record